Molecule: messenger RNA, 1707 nt
Organism: Heterobasidion irregulare TC 32-1
Lineage: Eukaryota; Fungi; Basidiomycota; Agaricomycetes; Russulales; Bondarzewiaceae
Exons: 8
Coding region: 1-1707 (568 amino acids)
Source: RefSeq, a predicted model, not a curated record
AUGCGUCUUGAUUAUUCUUGGCUUGGACCGUUCGUCUUUGCUUUUCUCUCCUCGCGUACGUUACGUCUCCCCGUGCCCACCCCGCGUUUCUUUCGCCCUCCACAGUUGGUUUCGCUUCUACGCGCGGCGUCGCCGCCUUUGCUCUUCAUCCUGCAUUCGCCCGUCCCGUGUCCCGUGUCCCGCGUCCCGUUUUGUUGCGUGUACGAAUGGCUCGCGCGCGUGUCCGUCCGUCCGUCCGUCCGUCCGUCGACCGCGAGCGAGCGCGGGCUUGGCCUCGGGCCCCCUGCGCGCUUCACCGAGCGCGUGCCAUCUGCAUCUCGGCGCACGCGUGCGUAUCAAUGCGACGUGCUCCCAAGGGCCAAGGCGGGCUCGCGGCAUGAUCGACGCCCUGUCGAUCCCGGGCGUCCUUUCAUUCAAGGCGGCCGGCUGCGCGCAUACGACUGCGCACAUACAUACAUCUAUACAUACAUACAUGCUUGCUUGCUUGCACCCAGUCACUCGCGCGUAGGGAACCACACCGGCGCGAUCCCCCCUGCGGGCCCGUCUGCGUCCGUCCGGUCCGCGCUCCCAGCCAACUUAUCGACCCGUCGGCGCACGCAUGUCCAUCGACGGCGGCGGCAGCAGCAGCGGCGGCGUCUGCCCAGGCUCGCGGGCGUACCUGCGUGCGCGUCGGCGGGCGUACCUGCGUGCGCGUCGGCGGGCGUACCUGCGUGCGCGUCGGCGCGCGCAAUGCAGCGCCUCUGCCCGGCUUCUCCCGACGUGCCGCCGAGCGUGCCCCACCCCACCCGUCUGCGGCGCGCAGCACCACCGCUCGACGCCCCAUCACCGGCCCUGGCCAACGCCCGCGCCUCGCGAGGACGCGCGAUGGCCCGCGCGCGAGCUGUCGAGCUAGUACGUGCGUGCUGGCAUUUCCGCGCGUGCGUGAUGGACGGCGACGAGGGUGCCAAACGCGGCUGGACAGCGUGGGGCUGGGGCGCGUCGGGGAGGCGAGCCCGAGCGGGCGGGGUCGGGGGUGGAGCCCUUGAGACGCCAAACGUAGAUAUCCGGCUCGACCCUGUCCGCUCGUGUGCUUCGGUGCGUCGACGACAGCGCGUCGUCGACGGGCGUGAGGAACACGCACCUGCGGUUUUCACCCCGACGCGCUCCGACGUCCAUCAACGUGCAAAUUCGAUUCGAUCCCAUCUGGCGCGCCGUCGUCGUCGUCGCCGAUCCACCGUGCCGUUAUACGAUAUAGCCUACGUUCAGAUCCCAUCCGCACGGCCGGCCCUGCAUGCGCCCUGGUCCUUCCGCGACGCACGCGCGCAGUCCCCGGCGUCGGGCCGUCCUGAGUCUCCGUCCGAGUCCGAGUCUGCGUCUCAGUCCGAGUCCGAGUCUGCGUCUCAGUCCGAGUCCGAGUCUGCGUCCGAGUCCGAGCGCAAUCAGCCCGCCGUGUCGUCCGCGCGCGUGGGUGCCGCCUCGCGCGAUGCGUGCGCGUGCGCGUCCCCAAGCUUGCCCACUCCCGUGGAGCUCGCGCUGCGGGUGCGAACACGCUGCAGCGAGCGCAGACGCACCGCGUACCGCGGGCCCGGCGCGGGCCUAUGUUUCGUACUGCGCGGUGCCCCCGCCGAGGAUGAGAUGGGAUGGGAUGGGAUGGGGUGGAGCGGGACGGGACGACGUGAGUUCAGAAAUGGGGCGCGCGAGGAUACACGGAGGGUUGCUCGACGAUGA